AUGACUGAAGUCGAGAAUGAUUUUGAUGAAAAAUCUGUGGAUGACUUAGAUAAGGAUGAUUUAAUCCGACUGUUUGCUUACCUUCAAGGGGAGCUGGAAGCAAGAGACAUAGCACUUGCUACUCUAAGGGUGGGUUGUUUUCUAAUGAUUUAUUUUCAGUCCGAGCACAUAAAUACAGCCAAUCUAAGGGCAAAAUAUGGUAUUGUAGUAAACGACCGACAUAGUGUCAGAGACUUGAGGGAUCCUUUUCAGGCAUUACGAAGAGAUUCACUGUGCUCACCUCUGUGCGAUAAUGAAUCUGCUUUAAAGCCACUGUACGACAGCCAGUUAUUACAGCUAGAGAAUCUCAUAUCAUCUCAAAGGUAUGCUCAAAACAAAAUGCGAGAUCAACUAGUCCUGAUGGAAAAAAGAUAUGUCAAGGUAUGUGAAGAGUUAGAGGAAGAACGUCGAAAACACGAAAGAGAUGCUGCUCAAGGCGAUGACGUCUUAGUUAUGCUUGAAAAGGAACGUGAAAGGCUCAAGUCUGAGGUUGACUAUGAAAAACUACAAAACAAAAAACUCACCCGUGACUUGAGGCGUGUAAUUCUCAGUUGGAGGGAACAAAAUCUUUUGUGUAAUAAGCAAAAAUUUGCUGCUGUUACUCUCAUAAAAGAGCGCAAACGUCUUUCUAAUGAACUGGCUAGCAAGCAGAAACGUGUGGCUGAGCUGGAGCGAUCAUUGCAACAGAAUAGCCUUAAUACUAAAGCACUCAGUCCAGAUUGUACCAACUCUGAUAGCAAGAUAACUGGAACAGUUGGUUCAGAUAAUAACGUGUGCUGUAGUCAUCAGUGUGAGUUGUUACGGCAAAAGCUGGCCGAGGAAAUGGAAACUCGUAAAGCAAUUGAGUGCAGUUUUGAAAGACUUAAAGCAGAUUAUCAAAGACUGGUAUCCGAAUCUUACCCCAAGGAUCAUACAGCCAAUCGUCCUCCAGAAGAUUCAGUUGGUGUCAGUGUCUCAUUGAUUAACGGUCCAUGGGUUUCUACUGAAAAUUAUAGUAGUCCUGAGUCCGUCACUACGAAUUCUUCGAUCAGAUUCAAACCAAAUCCUCCUCAAAGGCGAUCAUCUGAUAUGCCGACUUCCGUGUCACCCACCUCUAAUAUAAUCUCAUCUGGAUCUAUUCUGAUUUCUAACAGUUCAAACCACACCGGAGCCACUACUUCUGGCUCUUCUCAAACAGUUGUUGAACAGUGUUCAUCUAGAUCUCCCUCUGGCAAUGUUGGUGAAAAAUCAACCACUCAGUUGUCUAUUGUCCCUCCAUCAACCACAUCACCACCUUCUAGAUCAUCCACACCAUCACCUCCCCCACCGCCACCCCCUAUGCAGUUACACUACCCUUAUCCUGGGAUGCAGGGACACUUAAACCAUACUUCACGAAGUCAAAGCGGCCCUCCACCUUUUCUUCCAAGUACAAAUACUAAUCGCCCUAUACCGAACUCAAUGUCUCAUACAGCUGUUGUACAGACCUCUAAAUCUAGAAACCUAGCUUCUCAUCAAUCAAGUCCUCCUUACCAACCGUCAUAUUCUUCUCCGAAUCACACUGUGGUCAUCCCUGGUAGAGCUGUUAAUAAUUCCAUUUAUUCAACACGUGGAGGGUCACGUAAACCUAUGUCUGUAAAUGUUCAGCAUACCAAUUUCCAUCACAAUCCUCAUUCAACUCCUCGCCCUGUUUCCCCUUUUAUACAGUCUCAGUCUAAACCUGCAUCGGUUGCUCUUCAAUUCUCUCAACAUAGUAGCUUAGCACCAAACAGCACUUCACAUCCUUCGAUUGGUGGGCAUCAUGUUCCCACUCAUUCGUUGCAUCGUUCCCAUCCUUCUAUUGUUAAUCCUAUACCAUCAAAUGUUAGACCACGAAAUCCAAUCCAGAAUAGUCAAUCGGGACUUACUGUAGCGGUAUCAGUCAUGGGAGGUGGACAUGUAUGUGUAAAUGGAAAAUAAUUUAGAACUUUCUGUCUAUAUUUAGAUAUAUUUUUAGUGUUUUUUUAAAGAGGAAUUCAUUUCUAGUUCUAUGUUUUUCAGUAUCAAUGACAAGAAUGACAACUACAGCAUAUAUAUUUUUUUAUAAAACUAGUCAAUACGUGUACAGCUGGAUACAUACUACUUAUUAUAUAAUCUAAUUGUUAUUGUAAGCAAAGUAAUGUGGUUUUCAAAAAUUCUAGUCAGAUAUCUUAAAGUUUUACAUCUAACCAUCAUUUUCGGACAGAAAAUAUGUAUACAUUUUUUAAAUAUUUUUAUGACUCAGUUAAC
Molecule: messenger RNA, 2283 nt
Organism: Schistosoma guineensis
Lineage: Eukaryota; Metazoa; Platyhelminthes; Trematoda; Strigeidida; Schistosomatidae
Source: the annotation of a GenBank genome assembly